This is a messenger RNA of Centruroides sculpturatus (bark scorpion), 2121 nucleotides long. RefSeq lists its product as uncharacterized. Bases 146 to 1957 code for a protein of 603 amino acids. NCBI's taxonomy places the organism in Eukaryota, Metazoa, Arthropoda, Arachnida, Scorpiones, Buthidae. Gene Ontology annotation, molecular function: protein binding. The record is from RefSeq and is a predicted model, not a curated record. The transcript is spliced from 7 exons.
GCCACCUGUUAUCGAAUUUUAAAAAAAAUUUUAUUUCGUCUGGUCGUUUGCUUGUAGUAAUUGUAUUUCAGCGACAUUUUAAAAAUAUUUUGAUAUUUUGCGAAGUUUAAAUAGAAGAUAUUCACGAGUAUCUUUCAGUUCUGAAAUGAUGGCUGGCACUAAUGUUAGAGUAGAAGAAUUAUUUAUGAAGCCUUAUCAAGGGGAUAUUCAAAAGAAAUUACAAAAAAUUCGAAAUAUUAAAGCAUUAUUAGAACAUAAAUACCACUUAGUCAGGGAUCGCAUUGAAGAAAUGAUCGAAACUAUCAAAAUAGAACUAUUUCACGAUCUUCUCAAAGUUUUAAAUUUAAAACGCAAAUAUUUAGAAGAAAUGGAAAUGAAAGUUACAGAAUUACGUUCGAGUGUAAUAGAAGGUAAUUCCCAACCUGUACUUAAUACUAAAGAAAUGGAACUUAUCGACUCUCAGAUGCUAGGUCUUCUUUCCUUGGAAUUCGUCCCAAACGUGUCUAAUUCCAUAUAUCAUAUUGGUUACAUCAGGACUACGCCAACCAAACCGGACGAUUUAAGCCUUAAGCUCGAGAUGCAGAAGUUUGAAAUUGGAACAUAUCUGGAAGCUAAGGUCAAAAGUAAGAAACCAUGGCAUUUUAUGACUUUGAACUCGUUAUCCGGAUAUGCCGAAGAUGUCAGCGGAGACAAGAUAUUACCGAAAAUUGUGGACAACAGAGAUGGUUCUUAUAUAUUAUACUUUAAUUUGAAUAGCUAUUCCAAAUAUACUAUUCAAGUAACACUCUAUGAUCACCCUAUCAAAGAUAGUCCCUGUAUUGUAGAGACUGAACCAGUUACAAUAAAUGAUAGAUACGUGAGGCAAGAAACAUUAUUACCUGGAAAAAAAGAACAUUUACUAGAAGAAACAUGGCCAAAUUCAAGUUACAAGACAUGCCAAAAUAAAGAAUGUCCUCAAUCUCAUUCGUCAACAUCCUUAACUAUAUCCUGUCGAAAUGAUAAAGUUUAUAUUGACAUGAAUAAUGAUAGAUUUAUUGAAUAUAAGAAUGAUGAUUGCUCCGUUGAUUAUCGUGAAGACAAUCGUAAAACAGAAUGUUCGGAUAUGAAGUUGAAUGAUAACGAUGAUUAUCUUAUUCUUAAAGCCAAUCUUCUAUCUACGGUAGGAGUACGAGAUGGCGUCGAGCUUCACUUUCCCAUUGGAGUAGCUGUAAAUCAUAAUAACGACACCAUUAUAUGUGAUACUGGGCAUCAUAUAAUAUGGAUUGUAAAUGGAGACGGAAAACUCAAACAGAAAAUUCAGCAAAAGAAAAAAGGAGAACAUUUCUUCAGGCCUUCAGCAGUAGUAGUUAUGGAAGAUGAUAGUUUUGUCAUAAAGGAUAGUAUAGGACUUCAUUUAUAUAAUAAAGAUGGCAUUUUUAUAAGAAGUAUUGGCGAAACAGUACUCCAUAGGCCUUUUGGUCUUGCAAUUACAGAAGACCAGAAGUUGAUAACAUUAAACGAGACACGGAAAUCUGAUCUCUUUGUUUUCAACAAAGAUGGCGGUGUAGAAAACCGUAAUUUAUACGAACCAUUAAUUAAGCGACAUGAAAAAUCGAAAUGUCGAUUUUUGGCGUAUUACUCUAAUGAAGUCGUCGUAUCUGAUUUAGGUUUAAGUAUGAUGUAUAAAACUACUGUGGAUGGUAAAUUGAUCAAAACCUUCGGCACUUUUGGAAAUAUUGAGGGAACCAUGAACGAACCAUCUGGCAUCGCUUUGGAUCCGACAGGAACCAUGCUUAUUGGCGAUAGCAGAAACGAUCGUAUACAGGUCUUUGAUUGGGAAGGUGAAUAUAUGGGUAAAGUGACUUUCUCUCAUCCCAUUCGAAGACCGUCUGACAUAACUUUGACUAAAGAUGGACGUCUGUACGUUCUUAAUUACUUGAAUCAUCACUUAGCAAUUUAUGCUCUUAAAAUAGAGUAAUUUUCAAAUCUGUUCUUCACAGAUUAAUCAUUGUGAAUUUUAAGUAUUGAACAUAUUAAAUUGAAUUCAUACUGUUUAUCAGAUUUUGAAUUCUUUUUCAUAUUGUAUUCUUUAAGUUUCUUACAAUGUAAUGUACAUGUAUUGCAUUUAAUUUCAUAAAUUAA